This is a messenger RNA of Pantherophis guttatus, 3982 nucleotides long. The record is from RefSeq and is a predicted model, not a curated record. NCBI's taxonomy places the organism in Eukaryota, Metazoa, Chordata, Lepidosauria, Squamata, Colubridae.
UUAGUGUGAUGGGUGAAAUCUGUCAGUGGCUUGCAGCUUUUCCUAGGGCCAGCCAGCCCUAUCAUUAGCCAGAAUGAAAAUGGUUGUCCCAGGCAGCAGAAGUUGGAUGCUAUGAAUGGAAGAUAAGGAAAGAUGCAUGCACCAGCAGAACUGAGAACUGGAGGAAGUCUCUGAUCAACUCCGUUACUGCUCCUUUGAACUAGGAAACAAGUCUUAAGGCUGUUCCUCCAUCUGUCCAGGCAGAUCCCUCUGUCCCAAGCAGCUCUUACGACCAGGUGUACCAAGGGGUGGAAUGUGGCCAUGCUUUCUGAUGGAUGGACUGUGAGCCUUGGGAUUCUGCUUAUGCUCCAAGGAAUGACGUGUGGGGAGAAGAUAGCAGAAACUGGAUCCUGCCAGCCUCAGCCUUCCUGCCAUGAGUGCAUUCAGUCCCAUCCCAGUUGUGCCUGGUGCAAACAGCCGGAUUUCGUGCAAGCAGGAGAGUCUGAUGCAGAGCGUUGUGCCCCUCGGCCAGAGCUGGAGCAUCGUGGCUGCCUUGCCAGUGAGAUCAUGGAUCCCCAAGGCAAGCAGCAUAUUUUGGAGGACAGGCCUCUGAGAGAAAACAUCUACCAUGAAAACAUCACUCAACUGUCACCGCAAAGAAUAGUUCUUCAGCUUCGGCCUGGAAAGGAACAGAGUUUCACUGUGCGCUUCAAACGGGCUGAGGGUUAUCCUGUGGACCUCUACUACCUCAUGGACUUGUCCUACUCCAUGAAGGAUGACCUGGAGAAGAUCAAGCAACUGGGAAGUGACUUGAUGGCUGCCCUGCGCAAAGUUACUACCUCAGUGAAGAUUGGGUUUGGUGCCUUUGUGGACAAGACUGUGCUGCCUUAUGUCAAUAUGGUUCCUUCCAAGCGGAAACAUCCCUGCCUAAUCCCAAAGGAGAACUGCCAGUCAGCGUUCAGCUAUAGGCACGUGCUCGCUCUGACUGAGAACGCCAGUGAGUUUGAGAGCAGGGUCGGUCAGCAGCGCAUCUCAGCCAACCUGGAUGAUGCAGAAGGAGGCUUUGAUGCUAUCAUGCAGGCAGCCAUUUGCAAGGAGCAGAUUGGCUGGCGUAAUGUGACAAGUCUGCUGGUUUUCACUUCAGAUGGCACUUUCCACACUGCAGGGGAUGGAAAACUGGGAGGGAUCCAUAUGCCCAAUGACGGCCGCUGCCACCUGGAUGCCAAUGGUGUAUACAGCAAAAGUCACCUCUAUGACUAUCCUUCUGUUGGGCACUUGGCUGAAGUGUUGUCCAGAUCUAAUAUCCAGCCCAUAUUUGCCGUGACUAGUUCCAGGCUAUCCUUAUAUAAGGAGCUGAGCAAGCUUAUUCCAAAGUCAGUGGUGGGGGAACUGAAGUCGGACUCCAGAAAUGUGGUGCAGCUCAUAGAAGACGCCUAUAAAAGUCUUGCCUCCACAGUGAAACUGGGGCAUUUCUCAGACCUUCCGCCUGGAAUCUCCAUUUCUUAUGACUCCCAUUGUGGGGACACAGAAACCUAUGGGCAGACAGAGGGUGGAGAAUGCAGUGACGUGUCUGUCAACCAGAUGGUACAAUUCACAGUGAAGAUAAUGGCAACCAUUUGCCUACCUGAGUCCCAGAAGCUGGUGUUGCGAGUAUUAGGAGUGGGAGAGGAGGUCCAAGUAGAGCUGUCAACAGCUUGUGAGUGCCAAUGUGGAGACACCCAGCCUGAUGCACACCACUGCUCUGGUGGACAUGGCAACCUCACUUGUGGCAUUUGCAGAUGUCGUGAAGGCUACGUUGGCCGGCGCUGUGGUUGCAGGAAAGAGGAACUACUUGGGCCAGAAGGUGUGACCCUAGCAAGUGGGCCCUUCUGCAGUUGUGACAACGUUGCCUGCGAACGACAUAAUGGGCAACUCUGUGCAGGUAACGGGCAGUGCAGGUGUGGCCAUUGCCAAUGCCAGGCCAAUUAUACUGGCAGCGCGUGUGAGUGCAGCCUGGAUACCAGUGGAUGCACCCAAGACGGCAAGAUCUGCAAUGGGCAUGGCCACUGCGUUUGCAACCGAUGCCAGUGUGACGUUGGGUGGUUGGGCAGCCACUGUGCUGACCACCAGAUGCCCUGUGAAGUGCACAGGGAUUGUGCCGAGUGCAAGGCUUUUGGGACCGGACCGCUGAGUCAGAACUGUAGCAAUUCCUGCAGCCAAACGGUGAGAAUGUUGGUGGCCCCUGUGGAUGAGAGAUGGUGCCAGAUGAAGGGAGGAGAUGGGCGCCUCCUCAUCUACCUCAUUGAGAAGGACAAGACAGGAAGCAUCCUUCUGACGGUGAAUGACCGAAAGGUGCCAGAUUCUACCAGGCAGCCGAACCUGAUGCCAGCGUUAAUGAGUGCGCUGAUGGUGGUGAUCAUAGGGGGGUUUCUCAUUGCCCUGUCCCGUGGCGUUGUGGAGAUCUGUGACCGGAGAAAGUUCAGACGCCUUGAAAAAGAACGAAAAAAUGCCAUGUGGCCUCAGAUGAACAACGUCAAGUUCAAGAGCGCCACCACAAGAGUCACCAAUAAAGGAAAAUAUUUGUAGCCCAGGGUUGAAAUGAGGGGUCCUUGGUGCUCCCUGAGCUUGCUUGUUUUCUUCCAGAUGUUUCAUUACCCUAACUAGGUAACAUCAUCAGUGCUAGUAAGGAGUGCAGUUUGCUGUCAGCUUAUAUUCUGGCAUUUUGCCCGUCUGUGUGAGGGGUGAAGGUGCAGUCUUAGGGAUUCUUUGGUUGGGCUGUUUACUGAUGGCUCUUUGGCAGUUUCUUGAUUGGGGUAUUGCUUACUUGAUUAUUGGUUUGAAGUUGACUUUGGAGUUAAUCUAUGCUGAUCUGAAUGCUGAUUAAUGGUUGAAAGGUGCUGGAGUCUUUUUCUCUUUUGGGGUGGUUGAUUGUUUUGCAUAGUCUGUAGAAGUUGUUAAUGCCUAUGUGUCUGUUGAUGGCUGAUUUGUUAGAGUGCCAGUCUUCUAGAAAUUCCCUGGCAUUUUUGGACUUGGUCUGAUCUAGGAUUGUCACAUUUUCCCAAUGGAAACUAUGAUUAAAUCUUUUCUACAUGUUGUGAAAUUAAAGAAUUUUUAUCAUGUCUUCCGACGAGCCAGUUGGUGUUCUGCCAGUCUUCUGCCUGUUUGUCCUACAUAGUGGUUGUUGCAAUUCUUACAUUGUGCGUUGUAGAUGACUCCUGUUUUUUCUUCUGGGAUUGCUGGGUCUUUUGGUUUGCUUAGGAUGUUUUGAAGGGCUUUAGUUGGCUUGCGUGCUAUGCUGAUUCCAUAUGGUUGUAAUAGUCUAUUUGUGGUUUUUGAGAUAUUCUUGAUGUAUGGCAGCAUAGUUUUUUUAGGGCUUGUAUUGGUUGUGCUGUAUUGGGUUGAGUGGUCAGAGACCUUUUGAUAAAGUUGCACGAGUAUCCAUUUUGUUGGAAUGUGUUGUAUAGAUGCUCCAUUUCCUUUUUCUGUUCUGGGUUACUGUGGUGUGAUUGGGCUUGUUUAAAUACAAUACAGUCCUUACACAGCUUCUCUUGUGGGAGUUUGGGUUAUUGCUUUGGUAGUGGAGCACCGAGUUAGUAUGGGUGGUUCUUCUGUAGACUUGUGUUUCUAGUUUGCCAUUGUGCUCUCUGCUGAUCAGGAUGUCCAGGAAGGGUAGCGAGUUGUUUUCUUCUUCUCUAGUAAACUGGAUUCCUUUAAAAAUAUUAUUGAUGGUUCUAUGGGUGUUCUCUAAUUGGUCCUUUUUUAUUAUUAUUAUUACAACAGUCAUCGACCCCCAGUACAAUGGUUAUGAAAACAUUGCAAACACAACUUGACAACACUGUGCCAACAGCUGAAGAUACUGUAUGUCUUUGGAGGAGAGACACCUGCAUGAGAAUUUCCCCUGAGCAAGCCCUAGAUGUAGUUCGACCUACAUCACCAGCUAAUCUCAAAUGGGUUCGAAAUAAUGAAUCAACAUGUCUGGCAAAAUCUCAAAGUGGUCAACCAAUAAAACCUUUAUUGUACUGUG